AAGUUCUUGAAACGCAAAAGUGUGUGGGUGAGUCAUUGUUUGAAAGCGGAUGAGCUAAAUCACAGGAGAGAAAGCAUUUAUUCACACUCGGCCGACAAAGACAAUGAAAUCUUGAGGUGUAGUCAGAGGCUGAAACUUUACUCCGAUGCUGGCUGUAUCUAGAUGUUCGACAGCUUUGAGCUGGAGAGUUCCCCUGCGCUGCUGUGCCCUCUCUCAGGGGAGCUCUACCACGAGCAGCCAGCCCUCCACCACAGCCAAGCCACAGUUUCUAAGAACGCAGACUGCUCAUUUUCACCAAAGUAAAGCCCAGUCCAGUCCGUACCCAAACAAGAUCACUUCAGUGCUGUCCGCCGGGUCCGGGCUGGACGGGGAGCUGUUUGGUAUGGGUUUGUGGUCCCUGGGUCUGGGGGCAGUCGGAGCUGCGCUGGCGGGGAUUUUCUUGGCCAACACUGACCUGUGUCUUACUAAAUCUGCCAGUGCAUCGCUGGAAUACCUUGAAGAUGCCGACCUGCGCUCCACUACAGGAGACGACAAGGCCAUCAAAGCAAAGAGCCUGUGGGACAAGAAUGGGGCUGUGGUCAUGGCCGUACGACGGCCCGGAUGAUUUUUGUGCAGAGAGGAGGCCUCUGAGCUGUCCUCUCUGAAGCCCCAGCUGGAAGAGCUCGGGGUCCCUCUGUUCGCGGUGGUGAAAGAAGACAUCGGCACAGAGAUCAGGGACUUCAGACCGCACUUCCAUGGGGACAUCUAUGUAGAUGAGCAGAAACGCUUCUACGGCCCGAUGCAGAGGAAGAUGGGGGGUCUGGGCUUCAUUCGCCUCGGAGUGUGGCAGAACUUCAUGCGGGCCUGGAGGUCCGGGUACCAGGGCAACAUGAACGGAGAGGGCUUCAUCCUCGGGGGGGUGUAUGUCAUCGGACCAGGGGAGCAGGGCAUUCUCCUGGAACACCGCGAGAAGGAGUUCGGCGAUAAGGUGGCGACAGCUGAUGUCCUCGAGGCCAUUAAGAAAAUCGUACCAGUGAAAUAAUUUUUCGUAGCAUGAGACAAAAAGCAGGUACACUGUAUGAGUUCAGAACUUGACACCUUGAAUUGCAGUCUGUUAAUGAAAAAUAGCUAAUAUAUAGAUGUUUGUUUAAUAUCAUAAUAUACCUCUGUCUUUUUGCACGUUACUUAUUUGCUGUUAGUUAUGACAGUUGAGCUGAGUUAAUGUUUUUAGAGAGCAUUCGUCUUGAAUUAUUCCUCUUUACCUCUGCAGACACCAGCCAGGUAGAUAUUUGACACGGGUACGAAAAAGUAAGGGACUUAAAAAGGCAGCAUUUUCGUUCAGGUACAUCAGCCUUUAAGCGUAGUUUCACUUGAAAUGUGUCCACUAGAAAAUCACGCAUGUCUUCUAAAGGCUGGUUCUGACAUUUGAUUCCAAUUAUGUAGAAAUAUCUGUCUGUUAGAGGUACAUUUUUAAUAGUGUUCCAUUUGCUUCAGCCACCUUGACCGGGCCUCCGACAUGACAGACGAGAGUCCGCGGUCUGCAUGUGUGAUAAUGACAACUUGACUCUAAACUCAGCGCUGAGAGGAGCAGGUUAGAUGAACAAACACACGCGGCCUGGACUCCCGUCGUCACGCUGAGGCGCGUUUGCGGGUCCUCGAUGCAGGUGUUGCUUGAAUUUGUGUGUGUGAUAGAAACUUGAAUGUACCUGCGUUUCAGCUCAUUAGCUGCAGAUGAACAAAUAAAGACCUCGUCACUAUA
Molecule: messenger RNA, 1738 nt
Organism: Mugil cephalus (flathead mullet)
Lineage: Eukaryota; Metazoa; Chordata; Actinopteri; Mugiliformes; Mugilidae
Product: peroxiredoxin-like 2A
Exons: 7
Source: RefSeq, a predicted model, not a curated record